AUGCAGGGGGGCAAACCUUCGCGGCCUUUCCGCCUGCGUUACGUCGCUACCCUGUUGAUCGCGCUGGCCGCUGUCUUCUUUGGGUUUGUCGCCAACGACGGCGCCCAGAAUCCCUCCGUCCAGGAAUAUUACACCAGCAUAGAGUCGCGGAUUGGCUACUGGCUACUCCUAGGGAACACACGACACUGUGGGCUGUACCCAAAGGGUCAGAUAUGGCCCUUCCCAAUAAGCAAGGCCCAGCGAGCCAUGGAAGAUCAGGUAUACAACAAGCUAGGCCUGGGCCCUGGCUCGCGCGUGCUGGAUGCUGGUGCAGGGUCAGGCUAUGUCGCCAUGCACAUGGCAGAGAAAGGCCUGACGGUCCAGGCCAUCGACAUCACACCCCUUCACGUUGAAGAUGCUGAGAAGAAUAUCAAGGCUCGCGGCCUGGAAGGCAAUAUCUCCGUGCGCUUAGCCGACUAUCACAACCUGACUGACUUCUCCGACGGAUCUUUUGACGGCAUAUAUACGAUGGAGACAUUCGUUCAUGCCGACGAUCCUUCGAAGGUUCUCCAUAACUUCCGGCGGCUGCUGCACCCUGGUGGUGUUCUGGUCCUUAAUGAGGCUGACUUCAACCGGAACUCUGAAUUGUUGCAAGAUGUGCUCCGUCUGUCGCAUUGUCAGAAUACUCUAGAAGAAGGCGCUCUGCCCAGAAUGUUGGAGGAGGCUGGCUUCACGGAUGUCGAGCUGGAAGAUCUGACCGAUGAAGUCCUCCCAUUAUGGCGGCUGUUUGGCUUCGUUGGAUAUGUCCCAUACAAGAUCCUACAGGUUUUUGGGUUACAUACAUGGUUCACGAACCUGAUGGCUGGUGUGGAGUCCUACCUACACUGGGGAGAAGGGCGAUACGUUUCGGUCAGAGCAGUAAAGGCCUAG
Exophiala xenobiotica is the source of this 909-nucleotide messenger RNA. RefSeq lists its product as uncharacterized. NCBI's taxonomy places the organism in Eukaryota, Fungi, Ascomycota, Eurotiomycetes, Chaetothyriales, Herpotrichiellaceae. The coding region runs from base 1 to 909 and encodes 302 amino acids. The record is from RefSeq and is a predicted model, not a curated record. The transcript has 3 exons. Gene Ontology annotation, molecular function: sterol 24-C-methyltransferase activity. Gene Ontology annotation, biological process: ergosterol biosynthetic process. Gene Ontology annotation, cellular component: endoplasmic reticulum.